Molecule: messenger RNA, 937 nt
Organism: Coffea eugenioides
Lineage: Eukaryota; Viridiplantae; Streptophyta; Magnoliopsida; Gentianales; Rubiaceae
Product: FAD-linked sulfhydryl oxidase ERV1
Exons: 6
Coding region: 51-752 (233 amino acids)
Cellular component (GO): mitochondrion
Molecular function (GO): flavin adenine dinucleotide binding; flavin-dependent sulfhydryl oxidase activity
Source: RefSeq, a predicted model, not a curated record
AUACUAAUAGUUUUCUCGCGGCAUUCAUUUGUCCAACCCCGGAGUACACAAUGUCCCAAAACCCGUUCCAAUCUCUCUUCGGGGCGCUCUUAAACGUCUCCAACUGCAUUCAAACUCAUCUCUCCCAAUUCAUAAGCUUCCCCCAUAACAACAACCCAACCACCAGGACAAACCACUAUCCCUUCCCAUUAUUUUCUUUAUCUUCUUCGUCUUUGCCUGGAAUUUCAGAACCAAAACAAUCAUACCUCAAUCCUGCCAACACUCUUUUACUCCGGCCGGCUGGACAGCCACCCGAAAAGAAUAAAGCAGCUGGUCCUGUGACUAAAGAAGAGCUUGGGAGGGCCACUUGGACUCUUCUUCACACUCUUGCUGCUCAGGUCCUUGAUAAUCUUAGUUCGUGUGUCCCUAUUCUUGUUCCCAUUUUCGGAGUUGUGUUUAGCACCAUCUCUCGUUAUCCAGAAAAGCCAACUAGGCAACAAAAGAAGGAUGUAAAAGAACUGAUGGCAAUAUUGUCCCGUAUGUACCCUUGUAAGGAAUGUGCAGAUCACUUCAAAGAAGUUUUGAGAGUAAAUCCUGUACAGGCUGGAAAUCAGCAUGAGUUCUCCCAAUGGUUAUGUCAUGUACACAACGUUGUGAACAGAAGCCUGGGUAAGCUGGUAUUUCCCUGUGAACGAGUAGAUGCGCGGUGGGGUAAGCUUGACUGUGAGCAGCGAGCCUGCGAUCUGCAAGGGGACGAGAAUCCUUGGGAAUGAAUCAUCUUCUUGAAGUGAUGAUACCAAUCUCUUAUCCGAUGAAGACAUCAAUCAACCGGGAAAUCCCGUCAAUGUUAUACUUGACUUCGAUAUUAAACUGUAUCAAAUAAUCAUAUAGAGGAGAAUCGAGAGCGGAGAGGCCGCUCCCAUUUCAUAUAAAUGCAUUUAACCAGGUAAUUAUACAA